Coregonus clupeaformis (lake whitefish) is the source of this 3177-nucleotide messenger RNA. It is a transcript of the gene mcm3, whose product is annotated as minichromosome maintenance complex component 3. Bases 88 to 2526 code for a protein of 812 amino acids. Gene Ontology annotation, cellular component: nucleus; MCM complex. Gene Ontology annotation, biological process: DNA strand elongation involved in DNA replication; DNA replication; double-strand break repair via break-induced replication. Gene Ontology annotation, molecular function: ATP hydrolysis activity; single-stranded DNA helicase activity; ATP binding. The transcript is spliced from 17 exons. The record is from RefSeq and is a predicted model, not a curated record. Lineage: Eukaryota; Metazoa; Chordata; Actinopteri; Salmoniformes; Salmonidae.
AUCUUUCACUUCUGGAAAGACCUCUGCAGAAACGGUCGCUUCGGGCUCCGAAAAAGUUUUUGUCUUUGAAAAACAUAAAAUUACACAAUGGCGUCUGAUUCUGUGGACGAUCGGGAAAUGAGAGAGGCGCAGAGAGAGUAUCUGGACUUCUUAGAUGACGAUCAAGACCAGGGAGUGUAUCAGAGCAAGGUACGGGACAUGAUCAGCGAGAACAAGAACCGACUUAUCGUCAACAUCAACGACCUGAGACGACGCAACGAGGCCCGGGCUGCCAGGUUGAUGACUAAUGCGUUUGAGGAGCUGCUUGCGUUUCAGCGUGCUCUGAAGGACCUGGUGGCGUCUGUGGACGCUACCUACGCCAAGCAGUACGAGGAGUUCUUUGUUGGUCUGGAGGGAAGUUUCGGCAACAAGCACGUCUCUCCCCGUACCCUCACCUCUCGCCUGCUGGGUAGCAUUGUCUGUGUGGAGGGCAUCGUCACCAAGUGUUCUCUGGUGCGUCCCAAGGUGGUGCGUAGUGUCCAUUACUGUCCGGCCACCAAGAAGACCAUGGAGCGGAAAUACACAGACAUGACCAGCCUGGACGCCUUCCCUUCCUCUGCCAUCUACCCUACCAAGGAUGAGGAAAACAACCCGUUGGAGACGGAGUUUGGUCUGUCCAUCUACAAGGACCACCAGACGAUCACGGUCCAGGAGAUGCCAGAGAAGGCUCCUGCCGGUCAGCUUCCCCGCUCGGUGGACAUCAUACUGGACAAUGAUCUGGUGGACGUGGUAAAGCCAGGAGACAGGGUCCAGGUGAUCGGGACCUACCGCUGUCUGCCUGGAAAGAAGGGAGGAUACACUUCUGGGGCUUUCAGGACCAUCAUGAUAGCCUGUCAGGUGAAACAGCUGAGUAAAGAAGUGUCUCCAUACUUCUCGGCUGACGACGUCUCCAAGAUCAAACUUUUCAGCAAGUCGAAGCUGGAUGUGUUUGACCAGCUGUCCCGCUCCCUAGCCCCCAGUAUCCACGGUCAUGAAUAUAUUAAGAAGGCCAUCCUGUGUAUGUUGCUGGGAGGAGUGGAGAAGGUGCUGGAGAAUGGAUCACGCAUCAGAGGAGACAUCAAUGUACUGCUCAUAGGUGACCCAUCAGUGGCUAAGUCCCAGCUGCUGCGUUAUGUCCUGCACACGGCGCCCCGAGCCAUCCCUACCACCGGCCGGGGGUCAUCUGGGGUCGGCCUGACCGCUGCUGUCACUACUGACCAGGAGACUGGUGAGCGUCGUCUGGAGGCGGGAGCGAUGGUUCUGGGGGACAGGGGUGUGGUCUGUAUCGAUGAGUUUGACAAGAUGUCCGACAUGGACCGUACAGCCAUCCAUGAGGUGAUGGAGCAGGGCCGUGUCACCAUCGCUAAGGCGGGUAUCCAUGCCAGGCUCAACGCCCGCUGCUCCGUGCUGGCAGCUGCCAACCCCGUCUACGGCAGGUAUGAUCAGUAUAAGACUCCUAUGGAGAACAUUGGUCUGCAGGACUCUCUGCUGUCUCGUUUUGACCUGCUGUUCAUCAUGUUGGACCAGAUGGAUGCAGAGCAGGACAGAGAGAUCUCAGACCACGUCCUCAGGAUGCACCGAUACAGAGACCCCCGCGAACAAGACGGGACAGCCAUGGCCUUUGGUGGAUCAGUAGACAUCCUGGCCACUGAGGACCCUGACUCGGUUCAGGACGAGCAGGAGGAACUGCAGGUCUACGAGAAACACAACAACCUGUUGCACGGCACCAAGAGACGCAGAGAGAAGGUAGUGAGUAAGGAGUUCAUGAGGAAGUACAUCCACAUCGCCAAGGUGUUGACCCCCACUCUGACCCAGGAAGCAGCCAAUCACAUCGCUGAAGAAUACUCCAGGCUGAGAAGCCAGGAACAGCUGGGCUCCGACAUCGCCAGGACAUCCCCAGUAACCGCUCGUACUCUGGAGACCCUGAUCCGUCUGUCUACGGCCCACGCUAAAGCGCGCAUGAGUAAGGUUGUGGAGCUGGAGGAUUCGGAGGUCGCUGUGGAACUGGUCCAGUUUGCAUACUUCAAAAAGGUUCUGGAGAAGGAGAAGAAGAGAGGGAGGAAGGAGCAGGACUCUGGCUCUGAGGAGGAAGAGGAGGAGACAACACAACGUACCCCUCGCUCAGACAAGAAGAGGAGUCGCCGUGGUUCCCAGAGCAGCGAGGCCCGCGACCCGUACGACUUCGCUGGAGAGAAGGACAUCCCUGAGAUCCAGGCUGGCACGCCCAAACCGGCCGAGGCAGAAGAGGAGCCUAUGGAUGCCCCUGUCCCACCGAGCCAGGACGGGCAGACAGAGGUGUCUGCAGACAGGCUGAAGGAGUUUAAGUCCUCCCUCCUGGAGGUGUUCCGUUCUGCACAUGCUCAGUCCGUUGGUAUGAACUCUCUGGUGGAGAGUGUCAACAAGGACAGUGACGCCCCCUUCACCCUGACAGAGGUCCGGGCCGCCCUCGCUCGCAUGCAGGACGACAACCAGAUCAUGGUGGCUGAUGAUAUCAUCUUCCUCAUCUGACACAGAGGUGGAGGCAGGAGAGGGAAGAGGAGGUGGGAGGGAGAGGGAAGAGGAGGUGGAGGGAGGAGGAGAGGGUGGAGGAGGAGGGAGAGGACAGAAGGAGAAGCAAGAGUCAGAAUGGAGAGAUUAUGUUUCCCAUUUGAGACCAAGAAGGAUGAGAAGGAAUUCAGAAGAAGAAUUGAAGUAGAUUUUGACUGGUUCUUCUGGGUUUUGGGUCCACUAGCUUCUUCCAGUUAGCUUUUUGGCAACAACCGCUUAUGGACUAAAAAGGAGUUGAAAGAUUAUGGUUUUAUGUUGUUGAAUGUCCUUGGUUCAUUCUUGAUCAGUUUCAAAGUUUUUUGUUUAUUUGCUUUACUCAUGUUUUAGCAACAUAUUAUGGUAUGUACAAGGUCUGGUUACAAUUAAGAGAUGUGGGCUAGAAGGACCAUUCUCUCUAGAGCAAAGAGCACCUGUAUCGUUUUAAUGCUUUCUUUUUACAGUUUUAAUCUGUUUAAAAAACAUUACUUUUUUCUGAAAUAUCUUUCUUGUAUAUAUUGUUUUGUUAAAAAAAAAAAAAAGGUUUUCAUUGUAAAGGUUUGUCAACUGUAGUAGUGCCUGGGGAUGGAACAUUACAUUGUUUGAUGUUAAACGUUGUGGCUGGUUGAAGAUGAA